GGGCGUAACGUCAGAAGCGAGUCAUGAGUUUCUUUGUGUUUCUCGCGUUUAAAAAACAUUAAAAAAAUCACAACACAACCUUCCCAUUCACCAAAGUUUUACGAAUUCCACUGAAAAGCGUACAGCGUCGUUUACCAAGUAAAGCACGGCUUGGACACAGAGACCGUCGGCCAGAUUAAAAACAACUGUCACUUGUAACCUUUUGUGAAAAUUCAGUGCCACGGCAUGAGUCCGGGGCAGCGAAAUGACACCGAGCUCCAGAGCAACGAAAUGAAAGCAGCGAACUGACAGGAGUUAAAGCCGUGGUUAGCGUGCAGCUGCGGACUAAACUUGUGUUUCCUCUUAAGACCCAGCUCUGGUGAAAUUUACUGCUGAUUUUAGUCCACUUCACAGAUCCGCGAACCCUAAGCAAAAAGGUGCUGCCCCCUAGAGGCGAGUGACUUAAACCUGCUGUUCCUAUGUAUGGUCCGUUCUCCUGUGGUUUCACUUAUCAACGCCAUACUUCCGGAUGUUUGUAGAUUAUAUCUAUCCAUCUGUUUUCCAGUUCCCCAUAUGCUGAACAGUAUUGCAGAAAUGGGUUACAUGAUAGUAGAAGCCCACACAGCAACCCUUCUCCACUUGAAGAGGUCACCAGGAUAUCGCUCGUGGUCUUUAUUAGUUGGAAUUUCUUCAGUUGGCCUUGCUGCUGCAUAUUACAGCUCUGACAGUUGGAUGUGGAAGCUCUUCUACGUGACUGGCUGUCUCUUUGUGGCCAUACAGAAUGUGGAAGAAUGGGAGGAAGCGAUAUUUAACAAGUCUGAAGGCAGUGUUAUUCUUAAAUCUUUUAAUCUUUAUACAAAGAUUCUGACACUUUGGAGAAAAGGCCACGAACAAGUGGUAGCCCAGCUGAAGCACUUACGAGCUGUCAGUGUCGAAGAGGAGAAAGUCCGUUACCUGGGAAAGGGCUAUUUGGUGGUCCUGCGCUUUGCCACAGGGUUCUCUCACCCACUUACUCAAAGUGCCACAUUGAGUGGGAGAAGUGAUGCAGAAGCGGUCGCCGAGUUGUUAAAGCGCUUUCUUGAUCUCGAUGAAAGAGUCGGAUGUGAAGAUGAUGAAGUCAGCAGCACUGAUAGUGACGAAGUCAGUUUUGAAGAGCACUAAUUAUCUGCACAAACGCAUUCCGGCCUCCAUUCCCAAAACUGAUUUGUUUCACAGACUGAACCUACUGCUGGAGUAACAAUGUCUGCAAGAGAAGAAGACCUUCCAGAUAUCUUAUUUUUUUAUAAUGACCUUGCUACACUUCAAGUCCUUUGGAGAUUUAGGUUUUUUUUAUUAUUAUUAUUUUUGUAUUUAUCUUCUGCAGCUAGUGCCUUUCUGCCUGAGCUUAGUGGAUAAAGUAGAAGAUCAUGCUUUUUUUUUUGGUACUGUAUAAUUUUAGUUUUUUACCGUAUUCACUAGCUUUUAAGGGGACAAAAUUGAAUUUUACUGAAGGCUUUUGUUCACAUAGCUGCUAGAUUGUUUUUUAAUACAAGAUUAAAUAUAUUGCGUCCAUAUGUAAAUUCUAUAGACGUUUUAAAAAAAAAAAAAGGUUCUAAAAAAAACGGGGGGUGGGGUUGGAGGGGCUUAUACAUGUGAAGGAAUUUUAAUCUGCUGAAGUAUUUGGCAGCCUGAAGCCACUGGGGCUUAGCUGCAGAAAAUAUGAGCUCGCUUUUAUGGCCAUCGUGAGUAGAAUUGUAAAUAUGCUGCUUUACUGGCCACGCUGGCCUGCAGAAUCCAAAUUGCUUUGUCAUAGUGAAUCCCACCAUGAGAUGCCACAAUCCAAUAAUGCUCUCAGACGCGUGGAGAAGAUCAACGUAGGGAAAGACCGUCUGGCACUGCGACAUUUGGAUUAUAUGUAGUAUUAUGUCAGGGCUUGGCCUUAUUUUUAAGGUUGCUCUAUUUCAUUGUAUUAUAAAUUGAUUUCUAUGCAAAUAUACAACUCUACAACAUCCCCUAAUCACUGCUUUCUCUCAGAAUAUUUGAAAGUAAAAGGAACAAAAAUGAAAGAAAGUGAUCAUUUGUGCUGUUUGGUCCCCUUGGUGGUUUGCUUUUGUUGGUUGUCUCCUUUCUUUUCUUAUCUUGUAAUAUUAAAGGUCAUGUCAUAGUACACAAUUUUGCCAGCAGUUUUCAGUGGCAGAGUUCAUUGAAAUAAUUUGAGUGAGUUGCAGGAAGUCCAACCAGCCUGCGACUUGCCCUGACAGAAUCAAACCAGUUUCAUUUUUGCCCUAAAUUGUAGGGAUGUGCUCUGUGUGCAUGAAGGCUGACAACCAACGAGCCCCAAUCCAGAAGUACCAUGCAGAUGAUAACUCUGCAGUUGAAGUCCUUUGGAGCUUUAGUUUUCUAUUUAUCCUCUGCAGUUAGUUUGUCCGCCUGAGCUGACCAGAUAAAGGUAAGUGGGUGGUGGGUACCUCGCAAUUAGAAGAGUGGUUUGUCUGUCAGAUGGGUUGUGUUUUAUGUACCACUAUAGAAUGGGACAAAAGGGCAGAGGUUGCUUGCUGCACACGCCGUACCAGUAAACUCUUCAUAUAAACAUCAGGUCCAAUGGACAGCAAGUUAUUGGCUAUAAGAAAAAGGGGCAAACUUGGGAUACUUGGGAAAUAUGAAACUGUACUGGAAAGUCGUCACACGAACGCAUAACUUGACAUCCCCAGCGUUUGCUAAUCGUGCAGACUGACAUACUGCAGUUGUCGUGUAAUGUGACAUUGGUCUAAGUGGAUGAAUUUUUGGUGUAUUUACAAGAAGAACAAAAAAAAAAUAUUCCCAAGGUCUGUGGGGCACACACUGUGGCUUCAUGGUUAUUUGUACCCUGAGGUCAAAUCCCCUGUCUAGAUGUCGCUGUGGAGUUUCCAUGUUCUCCUAAUGCCUACGUGAGUUCACCUCUCCUCAAAGCCGUCUAGCUUUCCUUCCACACACCCGUGUCCAGGAGUGAGUAUGGCUGUGUGGAGCUCAGUGUCUCCCUGUCAAGGACUGCUUUCUGCCUUGGGUCUCGUGCCUCAACUGGAUGAAGUGGGUUUGGGAAUUCUAGAAAUGCACCUCCGGUGUACUUUGGUAAACUGGUAUCUUUGUUCACUUUCUUUGUAACACAGAACCCAUUGUAACGGCAAAGAGUCAUUCAAAAUGUUGUUUGUUUGGAAACAACCUCUCACUCUUACCCUGACUUCAAUUUUAAAGACAGUUUUAAUAUUCCUGUAUGUUGAAUAAAGUUGCCUGUGUAUUUCAUAAAAAAAAAUCUUUUCUAAACUUGUGUACAAGACAAAGAAAUCAUUAAAAUUGUGGGUAAGAGACCUUU
Messenger RNA from Polypterus senegalus (gray bichir), 3307 nucleotides. Its product is annotated as cytochrome b-245 chaperone 1 homolog. The coding region runs from base 463 to 1140 and encodes 225 amino acids. Lineage: Eukaryota; Metazoa; Chordata; Cladistia; Polypteriformes; Polypteridae. The record is from RefSeq and is a predicted model, not a curated record. The transcript has 7 exons.